AUGCCCGCGGCCAUGUCCCAUUUUGGCGUUGUCCUGGGUGUCUUACUGAUCAUCUGGUGCGGUUUCACGUCCGCCUUCGGCCUCUACCUCCAGGGCCGCUGCGCUCGGUACCUCGACAGGGGAACGUCGUCCUUCUUCGCCCUUUCGCAGCUCACGUAUCCGAAUGCCGCCAUCGUGUUUGAAGCCGCCAUUGCGAUAAAAUGCUUUGGCGUGGGCGUCUCGUACAUGAUCAUCAUUGGCGACCUCAUGCCGGACGUGGCGGAAUCAUUUGGCAGCGGGGACCUGGGUCUUCCGUUCCUGGAUGACCGCCGGUUCUGGAUUACAGCUUUCUUCCUGUUAUUCAUAAUCCCGCUGAGCUUUCCGAAGCGGCUGGAUUCGCUGAAGUACACAAGCAUGGUCGCUCUUGCCGCUAUUGGGUAUUUAGUCCUGCUAGUCGUCUACCACUUUGCGGCCGACGAGAUCCCCAACGACCGGGAUAUCCGGAUCAUUACUUGGGAGGGACCGGUGGCCGUGUUGAGUACGCUACCGGUGGUCAUUUUUGCAUACACUUGCCACCAGAAUAUGUUCUCGAUCCUGAACGAGAUCAAGGACAACUCGCCGGGCAGCAUUGUAGGCGUCAUCGGUUCGAGCAUUGGUACCGCCGCGUCUGUCUACACCUUGGUUGCCAUCACCGGCUACCUCACCUUUGGCAAUGAUGUCAAGGGCAACAUUGUUGGAAUGUACCCCAUGUCCAUCGCGUCCACCAUCGCCAAGGCGGCCAUCGUCGCGCUCGUAACCUUCAGCAUCCCGCUCCAAAUCCACCCCUGCCGCGCCUCGAUCGACGCCGUCCUCCGCUGGCGGCGCGGCCCCAGCAAUCCGCGCUCCCCGAUCACGCCCGGCGCCACCAUGGCGUCCCCCGGCGGCGGCAGCCAGCCGCUCCUCCCCUCGGCGCGCGCCGCGUCCCCCACGCUCGACAGCCACGGCGCUCCCACGCAUACCAUGUCGGAGCUGCGCUUCGCCCUCAUCACCAGCACCAUCCUCGUGCUCAGCUACGUGACCGCCCUGCACGUCUCCACCCUCGACCGCGUCCUCGCCUACGUCGGCAGCACGGGCUCCACCUCCAUCUCCUUCAUCCUGCCGGGCCUCUUCUACUACAAGAUCAGCGACCCCGACAGCAUCCACCACCAGCGCCUGUCCAAGGAGGACGACGAUGCCGCGUUGGACGGUGUCAAUGAUGACGACGACGAUGAUGGUGAUGAGGAGGCCGCCGUGGUGGCCGGUGACCAGCAGCAGCAGAUGGCUGGUUCCGGUUUGCUCGCGGCGAGCGUGGCCAGCCUGCGGUCGACGGCGAGCGGGUCGGGCCGCGCGAGGGGCGGCUGGCUGCGCUCGCGCCGCCGGUGGCGCUGGGACCUGGAGCAUCUCGAGACGGGCCUGCUGAGGAAGCUGUCGCUCUGCUUGUCGGUGUAUGGGUUUGUUGUCAUGUUUGUGUGUCUGGGGAUGAACAUGUUUUUUAAGCACUAG
This is a messenger RNA of Chaetomium fimeti, 1500 nucleotides long. RefSeq names its product transmembrane amino acid transporter protein-domain-containing protein. Bases 1 to 1500 code for a protein of 499 amino acids. Gene Ontology annotation, biological process: amino acid transmembrane transport. The transcript has 3 exons. Gene Ontology annotation, cellular component: fungal-type vacuole membrane. Lineage: Eukaryota; Fungi; Ascomycota; Sordariomycetes; Sordariales; Chaetomiaceae. Gene Ontology annotation, molecular function: L-amino acid transmembrane transporter activity. The record is from RefSeq and is a predicted model, not a curated record.